Molecule: messenger RNA, 2437 nt
Organism: Lolium perenne
Lineage: Eukaryota; Viridiplantae; Streptophyta; Magnoliopsida; Poales; Poaceae
Product: pentatricopeptide repeat-containing protein At2g02750
Biological process (GO): RNA modification
Molecular function (GO): RNA binding; protein binding
Source: RefSeq, a predicted model, not a curated record
UUCCAACCCCCCAUUUCUACUUAUGCAAUCCACCACCUGACUACCUGAGUGCCCCCUCCCCGCCGGAACCAAUGCGGUCAUGCUCUCCGCGGCCACCGUGGCGCCAUGGAAGCGACUCGGCGAACUCGUCUCCAGUGGACGCCACCAGGAAGCUCUCCUAUUCUACUCCGGAGCCCACGCCUCCAACCUGCGUCCCAACGCCUUCACCUUCCCCUGCCUCCUCAAGUCCUGCGCCGCGCUCCAGGACACCUCCGCCGCGCUCCAAGUCCACGGCCACCUCGCUAAGUCCGGCUUCUCCGCCUGCCCCUACACGGCCACAGCCCUGACGAGCGCCUACGCCAGGCUCCUCCGUCUCCGGGACGCGCGCGUGGUGUUCGAUGGAAUGCGGGAGCGGACCGUGCCGUGCUUCAAUGCCCUCAUCGCGGGCCUCUCGCAGUGCGGCAAGGCUGGUGAAGCGAGGGAUGUGUUUGGGCUCCUCGGGAAAGAGGGGAUGUUGCCGAACUCUGUCACGGUGGCGAGCGUGCUACCUGCUUGUCGGGCGGUGGAGCAAGGGAAGCAGCUGCAUGGGCUCGCGGUGAAGGCUGGGCAUUGCUUGGAUCACUAUGUCGCCACGGCGCUCAUCACAAUGUACUUGGAUUGUGGGGACUCGGGUGCCGCGAGGAGGAUUCUUGAGCUCACGGUUGGUAAGGGCGUCGAGAGUUACAAUGCAAUGGCUUCUGGGCUAUUGAGGAAUGGUGAACAUUUUACAGCUUUGGACAUUGUUAGGGGAAUGAUACGUGGGUCCAGUGGAAAACCUAAUGAGACUACUUUGCUGGUAGUCCUCUCGGUUUCCACAAGCGUGAUGGCACCGUCGCUUGGUAAAGAGGCUCAUUGCUACGUCCUGAAGCGCGCAAUGGAUUGCAAUGUCAAGAUCAGGACUGCGCUCAUUGACAUGUACUCAAAAUGUGGUUCCCUUGAGUGUGCUUACCAGGUUUUCUCUACCAUGGAUGAGCGCAGCUUGGUGACCUGGAACGCAAUGAUCUCAGGUUUUCUGAUACACGACAAGCUUGCAGACGCCGUAAGGUUGUUUGAACAGCUGCGGUUGAAAGGGUUCCGACCUGACAGAAUUACAUGGAAUCUGGUGAUUAAUGGGCUUGCGCAUCACCAGAUGUUUGCUGAGGUCUUCUCAUUUUUCAGUAAGAUGCGACUGGAGGGAGUCUCAGGCGUGAACCUGGAAACCAUGACAAGCAUGUUGAGUGCUUGUUCGGCCAUGUCAGAUAUCCAGCAUGGGAAGCAGAUAUAUUGCCAAGUUAUUCGGACAAUGCAAGAUUUUGAGGAUGAUGUUUUCCAGACAACAGUGAUUGACAUGUUUAUGAGCUGUGGAUGUGAUAGGUAUGCUGGUAGAGUAUUUGAGAAAAGAGGGAGAAAAUUGAAUGAUCCAGCUUUGUGGAAUGCAAUGAUUUCUGGUUAUGGAAGGUGUGGAAAAAAUAGUUUAGCAUUGAAGACCUUCAGUGAGAUGCUUCAGCAGCAAGUGCAGCCCAACUCGGCCACCUUUCUCUGUGCUCUUUCAGCCUGUAGCCAUUCAGGAUUAUUCCAAAAAGCAUUGCAUAUCUACCAAGUGAUGGAGAAUACCUACAGUAUCAACCCUACUGUUGAACACUUGAGCGUCAUGGUUGAUCUUUUUUGCCGUGCUGGGAAACUAUCUGAAGCUUAUAGUUUAUUACUGAAACAUAAUGAUCCACCAGCUUCAAUGUGGUAUUCCUUUCUUGGUGCUUGUAGAAAAUACUCUAAUGCAGAACUCGGUGAAAUAGCAGCAACAAAACUCUAUGAUUUGGACCCUUCAUGCACAACUCCAUGGGUAAUUCUAUCCAACAUAUACGCUGAACAAUAUCGAUGGAAUGAUGUAGAGACGUUGAGGAAAUCGAUGUCAGACAAGCACCUCGUCAAAGCUCCUGCAUGUAGUGAACUUGUAUGAAAAUCUGUUUCUUGCCUUCCUAGUUGGGAAGAAAAUGAAAAUUCUGAUUUGUGUUCAGAAGGCAUGAUCUAUAUUGACCAUUGUUGAUUGAAUGGUCUAUACAUAAGUUGUGUAUGCUUGUAUUUUGAACUUCAAUGGAUAGCCACCUUUUUAUGUGCGAAGAACAUUAACAGAAGAUUGAAGCCGUCUGUAGGUCCAUCCUCAGUACGGAAACAUGUCAAAACACCACAUGAAAAGGACUUGUCCGGUAUGGUAGAGCUCUAUACAGAGGUCAAGAAGGCAACUGAUUCCUAAUGAGUACCAAGUUGCCAACACUCUGUGGAUGUUGUGCUUCACAGCCUGGUUAUUGCAGAGUCUAAUUCAUAAGAGUAGUAGUUUCAGCUAUACUGUUUUUGUGCCCUACCCCCAACCCCAACACCCAACGCACAAAAGAAAGGAACACAGUGACAAUGGUGGCUGGAUACUGUUGGUACAUAUAAGCCU